Molecule: messenger RNA, 2907 nt
Organism: Ricinus communis (castor bean)
Lineage: Eukaryota; Viridiplantae; Streptophyta; Magnoliopsida; Malpighiales; Euphorbiaceae
Product: protein ACTIVITY OF BC1 COMPLEX KINASE 8, chloroplastic
Exons: 21
Coding region: 140-2419 (759 amino acids)
Biological process (GO): regulation of response to reactive oxygen species
Source: RefSeq, a predicted model, not a curated record
UGUCUUCUUCCUCUUCUUCUUCUUUCUUCUUUAGCUUCAUUCUUUUAACUUCACUUCAAAAUCAUGAGAGUUAGGGUUUUGAUUUGAUCGUUUUGAUUUGGUUGUAUUUGAAAAGCUAAAAGAAAUCGCCAUUGAUAAGAUGGCUGCUUCUGUGACUCUACCGGACCUUACUUUUCUUUCUCCGCCACAGAAAACAACAACUGCUUCUAAACACCGAUUUUCUCUCUCUAGAAAUUCUCUCUCUAGAUACUCUCUUUCUACUAGGACCUCCCUCCGUAUUCGUACAAGUAUACUGCUUCGGGCUACUAUUAGAGAAGAGAGUUUAGUGAUUGAAGAAAGGGAAAGGGAAUUGUUAAAACAAGUGAAUGGAAAUGGCGCUGCUUCUAAUUAUGGUCUAAAUGAUGGGACGACGUCGGUUUCGGUGUCAGUUGAGAGUGAGAAGAAUGAAAGUUUGGUGAAGUAUGUGAAUGGAAACGGCGUCGCAGCUGCGAAAGAAGUGGUGGUCGUGGUUGAGGAAGAUGCAACUGCAAGGGAGGAUGGAAGGAAGAAAAGAAUAGAGGAGAUUGGGAAAGAAGAUGCUUGGUUUAAAAGUGUAGAUCAGCAACAAGUCGAGGUUUCCGUUGCACCUGGAGGCCGUUGGAGUCGGUUUAAAACUUACUCGACAAUUCAAAGGACCUUGGAAAUAUGGGGAUUCGUUUUAACAUUCAUCUUUAGAGUUUGGUUGAGUAAUCAGAAAUUCUCUUAUCGAGGAGGAAUGACAGAGGAGAAGAAAAUCCUAAGGAGGAAAACCCUUGCCAAGUGGUUAAAGGAAAAUAUAUUAAGAUUAGGUCCUACGUUCAUCAAAAUUGGACAGCAGUUCUCUACUAGAGUUGACAUUCUUGCUCAGGAAUAUGUUGAUCAGUUGUCUGAACUUCAGGACCAAGUCCCUCCUUUCCCAUCAGAUACUGCUAUAGCUAUAGUAGAAGAAGAGCUUGGAGGCCCUUUAGAUGAUACCUUUGAUCGGUUUGACUAUGAACCAAUUGCUGCUGCAAGUCUUGGCCAGGUUCACCGUGCAAAAUUGAAGGGACAAGAAGUUGUGGUGAAAGUACAAAGACCUGGUCUCAAGGAUCUUUUCGAUAUUGAUCUUAAAAACCUGAGGGUAAUAGCAGAAUAUCUUCAAAAAAUAGACCCGAAGUCGGAUGGUGCAAAGAGGGAUUGGGUUGCAAUUUAUGAUGAAUGUGCAACCGUCUUGUAUCAGGAGAUUGAUUACACCAAGGAAGCUGCAAAUGCAGAACUAUUUGCAAGUAAUUUCAAAGAUCUGGAAUAUGUCAAAGUCCCGACAAUUUACUGGGAGUUCACAACACCACAGAUUUUGACAAUGGAGUAUGUCCCAGGGAUCAAAAUUAACAAAAUACAAGCUUUAGAUCAAUUAGGUGUUGAUCGUAAAAGGUUGGGCCGGUAUGCUGUUGAAUCUUACUUGGAACAAAUUCUAUCUCAUGGAUUUUUCCAUGCUGAUCCUCAUCCAGGAAAUAUUGCUGUUGAUGAUGUCAAUGGUGGAAGGUUGAUCUUUUAUGAUUUUGGAAUGAUGGGAAGUAUCAGUCCAAACAUUAGAGAAGGGUUGCUGGAUGCAUUUUAUGGAAUUUAUGAGAAGGAUCCUGAUAAGGUCCUUCAAGCAAUGAUCCAAAUGGGUGUCCUUGUGCCUACUGGAGACAUGACAGCUGUCAGACGAACUGCACAAUUCUUCCUUAAUAGUUUUGAGGAGCGUCUUGCUGCUCAAAGAAAAGAGAGAGAAAUGGCAACAGCAGAACUUGGAUUUAAAAAGCCAUUGACUAAGGAGGAAAAGAUAGAGAAAAAGAAGCAACGCCUGGCUGCAAUCGGGGAGGACUUAUUAGCCAUUGCAGCAGAUCAACCUUUCAGAUUUCCUGCCACAUUCACAUUUGUUGUUAGAGCAUUUUCAGUAUUGGAUGGCAUUGGGAAGGGUCUUGACCCACGGUUUGAUAUUACAGAGAUUUCCAAACCUUAUGCACUUGAGUUGCUAAGGUUUCGGGAAGCUGGGGUUGAAGUUCUUGUGAAGGACAUAAGAAAGAGAUGGGACAGGCAGUCUCGUGCAUUCUACAACUUAUUUAGACAGGCUGAUAGAGUUGAGAGGCUUGCUGAAACUAUCCAACGACUGGAACAAGGUGAUCUGAAGCUUCGGGUUAGAACACUGGAGUCUGAAAGGGCGUUUCAGCGUGUUGCUGCUGUUCAGAAAACAGUAGGGAGUGCAGUAGCUGCUGGAAGUCUUAUAAACCUUGCAACAAUUUUGUACCUCAAUUCCAUUCGAGUACCAGCCAUUGUAGCAUAUGCAGUUUGUGCAUUCUUCAGCUUCCAAGUUCUCUUUGGCAUUGUAAAGGUCAAAAAAUUAGAUCAGCAAGAAAGGUUGAUAACAGGAACUGCUUAACAAACUGAUCCUUUUACUGUAGAGAUUCAGCUUAUGCAAGGCUUACUAUUGCAAGCUUCGGCCUAUUAAAGAUGGACCUUGGUGAAAAUAUUUAGUUUAUUGUUGGUCCAAUAUCAGCAUAUAAAUAUGUGAUGAAGACAUCUUAAAGCUGAGUGGUUGGCUAUAAUUUUUUCGAAAAAGCUUGGCAAGAACUUGUUUGUCAGUUCAGAACUACCAAGGUACAUCUCAGAGGCCAGUUUCUCUUACAUUUUUUGUGCUCUUCUCAAGGCAUCUUGAGGUUUUUGUCUGGCUGUUUGGUGAUUAACAACUCUUAAGCAAGGAGGGGUUAAUUUGUGCAACGAUUCUGUGAUCAAUAUUGGUAUGUAUAGUCUGUAGCAUGAUUCCAUGGAAGGCAAUGUCCAUAAACUCUGUAUAACACUGAAACAUUAUGUAACAUGAUAAUGCUGUCAAUGAAAUCUGUGAGACAUACCAUUCAUAUGUUGCAAAAA